GCAGAAAAUACGAAAACACAAUUACGAAUUUAUUUAUUAUGUACAAAGCAUCUGUCGCUGUUCAACGUUCAGAGGCUGCAAUCUCGUGGUUUGCUAUUCGAAUUGGCCGUUAUCCGUAAACUUUUAAAGCGGGCCUUUUCAAAAUGUAAAUAAGCACUGUUUCUACUGACCGCGCAGACCGUGCUUGAGAUAGAUGGUGUACAAAGCAAACCGCAGAACGAAUUUGAUUUCGCUUCAAAUAUUCGUUGAACAUUUAGGAAGUCGCCUCUCUCUAAGAUCUGUUAAUGACAGCAGCAGCUAGUUGACAGCUGUUACGAUGCAUGCCAGGAUCCGGUUGGUACCUGGUCGAGCAAGCCAGUGCAUUCGAUGUUUCAACGCCCGGCCUUUGCUUGAGGAGGUACUUAACGAUUUGGAAGCUGCUGAUCGCAACGUUACUGCUCGAAAAAACUGGGUAAACAUUGACGAGCUGAAGAAGUUGGCUGAAGAUGCUCAACUGAACCAGAUAAGUGAUGAAUUACCUUCCAGAUUACAUACUCUUGUCAAGGGUUUGCCUAAUUGGACGCAUGAGGCUGUUCGUAAUGCGAAAGAACCCAUUGUAACGCACGAGUUUGGCAGUAAGGUCGAUCCUCCAGCCCGGCGAAUGCCUGAAAAUGCGAAGGGUUCAGGACUUUUGCUUCAGAACAGCGACUACACAAUGAUAUGCGGGAAAAGAACUUAUUUUCUUACCGGUGACCUUGUUAGGCUUGAAAGGGCGUUGAUACGGUAUACUUUAGACAGACUACGGAACCAUGGAUUUCAACUGGUGUCCGUGCCGGAUCUGUUUAGGGCUGAAGAUAUUGAAUUGUGCGGGAUGCAAACGACCGGUCAGAGGAGCCAAGUUUACCACGUUGACAUGGCGAGCAAUAAUGCUAAACUGUGUCUUUCGGGAACAUCGGAGAUUGCUCUAGCAAACUUAUUUAAGGGCAAGGAUAUUCCCCGUCAACAUCUACCCAAAAAACUAUGCUCGAUCAGUCGAUGUUAUCGAGGCGAAGUAUCAACAUUUAAAGAAGAGAAGGGCCUUUAUCGUGUUCACCAAUUUACGAAAGUCGAAAUGUUCGGGCUCACCGAAGGAUCUUAUGAGCGAAGCCAGGAGUUACAACAAGAGUUUUUACAGAUCGAGAUGUCAUUGUUUGCCGAUCUUGGGCUACAUUUCAGGGUGCUUGAUAUGCCACCAGCAGAUUUGGGUGAUUCCGCUUACAGAAAAUUCGAUAUAGAAGCUUGGAUGAGCGGCCACGGAUUUUAUGGUGAGAUCUCGUCAACAUCGGAUUGUACCUCAUACCAGGCUAAUCGUCUUGGGAUUACAUCUGAAGGCAAAUAUGUCCACACGGUGAAUGGGACUGCGUGUGCUAUACCGAGAAUGCUAUUAACGAUCGGAGAGACGCAUGCAAAAACAAAUGGAAUACUACGGGUGCCUCAGGUUCUAAAUAAAUAUCUAGAUAAAGAAGAACUUCGGCCAGAGCACGCUUUCAGGAGAUGGAAAUACCUGCCGUAUUAUUAUUUCGAAAACCGCCUUGCAGAUGAAAACGAAGGUAACAGGGCAUAUGUUGCAACCAAUAAGACAGACGUUAGCAAGUCUUCAACGUGAAAAUUCCGAAUCCGCCACCGCUUGUCGAAGGGCCUUUCACACAGCUAAAGAGGCUGUUUAUAGCCUACUUACUUAAUUUUAAAUAGAAUCAAUAAAAUUUUAAAUCUACGUGUAUACAUCAAUACAAGUUCAUUAUAUACUGUGUCAUAUAUAUAUAUAUAUUUACUAUAUAUACAAUGUUUAAGAACGUUAUGUUUGCAGCAUGUUAUGAACAUCGCACAUGAUGCUAAUUUGUUUGUGCGUUUAUUUUAGUGAAAAACGGUUUACUAGAGAAAUAGGAAUUCGAACUAGUUUGCAUGUCAACCAAAGGAUUGAACCAAUUGAAUCUGAUUAGACCGUGACUUAGUCCAAUCAAUAUGUAUCAGUAAAAUCGUUAUAGCACCUGCUUUUGACGCGAAGUUUUUAACAUCUUAAGGAAAAUGAAGGCAGCGGUUUGUUUCGUUUAGUGUGUGCUAAAAUGU
Varroa destructor (honeybee mite) is the source of this 2085-nucleotide messenger RNA. It is a transcript of the gene SerRS-m, whose product is annotated as Seryl-tRNA synthetase, mitochondrial. Lineage: Eukaryota; Metazoa; Arthropoda; Arachnida; Mesostigmata; Varroidae. Gene Ontology annotation, biological process: seryl-tRNA aminoacylation. The record is from RefSeq and is a predicted model, not a curated record. Gene Ontology annotation, molecular function: ATP binding; serine-tRNA ligase activity.